AUGACUGUCACGUACUCCAGUAAAGUAGCAAAUGCGACUUUUUUUGGAUUUCAUAGGUUACUCCUCAAGUGGAGAGGCAGCAUCUACAAACUACUGUACAGGGAAUUUAUUGUCUUUGCUGUUUUUUACACGGCAAUAAGUUUGGUGUACAGAUUGUUACUUACAGGAGCCCAAAAACGUUACUUUGAAAAAUUAUCAAUUUACUGUGACAGAUAUGCUGAACAAAUUCCAGUAACCUUUGUGCUUGGGUUUUAUGUUACUCUGGUAGUGAACCGAUGGUGGAACCAGUUUGUGAAUCUGCCCUGGCCAGACAGGCUGAUGUUCCUCAUCUCCAGCAGUGUUCACGGAAGGGACGAGCACGGGCGGCUGCUCAGAAGGACAUUGAUGCGCUACGUAAAUCUCACGUCUCUGCUCAUUUUCCGCUCUGUGAGCACGGCUGUGUACAAAAGGUUCCCAACGAUGGACCACGUGGUUGAAGCAGGUUUUAUGACAGCAGAUGAAAGAAAAUUGUUUGACCAUCUCAAAUCUCCUCAUCUGAAAUACUGGGUUCCAUUCAUCUGGUUUGGAAAUCUUGCAGCUAAAGCCCGAAAGGAAGGUAGAAUCAGAGACAGUGUUGAUCUGCAAUCAUUGAUGACUGAAAUGAACAGAUAUCGCUCUUGGUGCAGCCUCUUAUUUGGCUAUGACUGGGUUGGGAUUCCGCUCGUCUACACCCAGGUUGUCACGCUGGCUGUCUACACCUUCUUCUUUGCCUGCCUGAUUGGACGCCAGUUUUUGGAUCCCACCAAAGGCUACGCGGGGCAUGACUUAGACCUUUACAUUCCAAUCUUCACUCUCCUCCAGUUCUUCUUCUAUGCAGGAUGGCUCAAGGUAGCUGAGCAGCUUAUCAACCCAUUUGGAGAAGAUGAUGAUGAUUUUGAAACCAACUGGUGCAUUGACAGAAAUCUGCAGGUCUCUCUUUUAGCCGUGGAUGAAAUGCACAUGAGCUUACCUAAGAUGAAGAAGGACAUUUACUGGGAUGAUUCUGCUGCUCGACCACCUUAUACACUGGCAGCUGCUGACUACUGCAUACCCUCAUUUCUGGGGUCAACAGUCGAAAUGGGAUUGUCCGGGUCCGACUUCCCUGGUGAGGAGUGGCUGUGGGGUUAUGAGAAGCAUGGCCACCGCCGUUCCGUGAUUAGGAGAGUCAAGAGGUUCCUGAGUGCCCACGAGCACCCCUCCAGCCCCCGGAGGAGAAGCUACGGCAGGCAGGCCAGCGACAGCUCCAUGUUCCUUCCCCCAAGCGGUGAUGUCAGCCCAGCCAGGGAUCUGCUGGAUGUGCCCUCGAGAAGCCCCCACCGUGCCUCAGCCACCCAGAAGCAACCCUGCUCCCCAGAGGGGAGCAGUAAGCUGUACUCCAGCCUGGGAGAGCUGUCCACCAUCAGGGAGACCAGCCGGACGAGCACUUUGCAGAGCCUGAGUCCACAGUCCAGUGUGAGGGUCUCCCCCACCAAAUUGCCGCAGGUCCCCGAGGUACUGAUCACAGCGGCCGAGGCACCAGUGCCCGUGUCAGAUGGCUCCAGUGCCUCCAUCCAGAGCACAGAGUUUACUGGGGUAGAGCCAAGCAGGACUGGACAGCAAGAGGUCCCCGUGGGAUUGACUCCAUUCCCCUCAGAGAAAGGGACACCUCCUAGGGACCCCAGUCCCCAGACUAGUUCGGCCAAAGAUGAAAGAAACAUCCUCCCAUUUGCCUCUGGGGAAGACCCUAAUGAUGACAAGUUGCUGAAAAGGUGGAGCCUCCCGGGGUUCCUGGAGUCCAACCACCCCUCCCCGGCAGGCCUGAGUCCACAUCCCAUGAGCCCUGAGCCUGUUCUUUUACUUGACACAGAAACAUCCUCAGAGACCAGUGGAAUCAACAUUGUGGCUGGCUCUCGAGCCUCUCCUGAUAUGCUGUAUUUAAUGGAAAACCUGGACACCAAGGAAACAGAUAUCAUAGAUUUUAACAAUGAGCAAGCUGAGGAAUCAGCCAAAGGAAGACCAGAAAGGUCAACGACCUGGUUCUAG
Messenger RNA from Ailuropoda melanoleuca (giant panda), 2040 nucleotides. It is a transcript of the gene BEST3, whose product is annotated as bestrophin 3. NCBI's taxonomy places the organism in Eukaryota, Metazoa, Chordata, Mammalia, Carnivora, Ursidae. The record is from RefSeq and is a predicted model, not a curated record. Bases 1 to 2040 code for a protein of 679 amino acids. Gene Ontology annotation, molecular function: chloride channel activity. The transcript has 9 exons.